GCGCCUUCGUUGCAAAUUUUCGGUCCUAUUCAAGUUCGCGUUCUCAGCGGAUCUUGCUGCCAUCUGUGCGUGAUCACCAUCAUCAUCGGCAACACGACCUGCCGACCGGGCAUUGUGCACCUGCGCUUCGCGUUGUAGCGCACGCACCAGCUGCGCUUACGCACUCGCUAAUUGUAAGGAGAAUUCUCCCUCAAUUGAAACGACUUCUUUUUGAUUGCUGCAACCGAUCUUUCCGUUAACGUUGCACUAAGGGCUCCAUAUGGUCCUCUGCCCUUUCCGGCCCUAUCCGCCCUCCAAAAAAUGGUUCAAUUAUCGCUAUUUCUGCGGAUCUACGCGCGGCCAUCUCUUAUCGGUCAAUCACCUUGUCCACGUGCCCAACAGCGACCGUCAAGCCACUUGCCCUGAAAACUGAAUUGAAACUCCUCACGCAGAUACACGGAGUCUUAUCGUGUCUUUUCGGAUUUCCCGGCUUUCUCCCGCACUCGUGUCUGAUCUUACGGGACUUUUUCGCUAGCUAAAACACCGUAAAGAUUGACUUUCCAAGCCCCGUUAACGGAUUCCACGUAUCGCCUUCAAUAGCCGUGAUCGUCUAGUGGUUAGGACCCUACGUUGUGGCCGUAGUAACCCAGGUUCGAAUCCUGGUCACGGCAAUGUGCAAACAUUGUCACGGCGGAGGUGAAUUUUUUUUUUCAAUUUCAGAUUCUUGGUUUUUUUUUAUACGCUACGAUGAAAAUCACCAACUGAAUACAGAAAAUGCAACAAAAUAUUUGGAUCGACAAGAAUAAUAUAAAAUAAUUUACGCAAUGGAAAAACAAAUUAUGUAAUUCAAUCAGUCGUAACGAUCAUAUUAUCUGCAUUUUGUAAUAGUUUAGGAUUUUUGCCUUACAUAUAUUAUAAAUGAAAUGUAUUAUUCAAAUUAAUUUUUGUACAUCCUUUACCCAAUGGUGUAAGGUCGUAAGUACAAAAUACAACUUCUUUCCAUUGUCUCUUACUGCUCAUAAAGAUGAUGGAUCGUACAUUUUUUUAUCUUUUUUCAGAGUACGCUGAAAAUGUUCAAAAAAGCGUUGAAAUGCUAAAUUGAUGAUUGUUCAAGUUCCGCACAUUUCCAAAACAUUCGCAAAACAAAAAGAGAUGUUAACGAUCCGACCUGAUCAAACACACAAACUAUCAGCUUUGGUGUCUUCGCAGGCUCAUAAUUCGCAAGAGUUCUAUGUGCAAAUAGUAAAUGCCAAAAUGUGAAAAUGGAUGAGUGCGCGAACUUCAGUACCAUCGUACCAUCAACAUCGUAUUUUUGGUACAUACGACCUUAUAAUAAUAAGCACGUGACGUAUUUUCCAAUUAAAAUCGAGGUCGCAUAACUUCAAUUUCCAAUGCGACUUUUGUGUGGCAAUACAUUAUUUACGUUGGAGACUCAGAGUCAGCGAAUUUCUAAGUUAAUAUAAGACUAAAGUCAGGAUUUAUUCCCUGUAGUCCAUUAUUUCGAUCGAAACUGUGAUAAUACAUGGUAAUCCAGCAACGCGUUAACGUUGUACUUCAAAUUGGAACUCAUAUAGUACUUUUAUCAUAAUUCAUCAACACAAAUUCACCAUAACUAUGAUAUUCACACGGUAUUUUUUAACGUUGCUGGGAGUGAUAGCUUUGCAAACUAUUGGAGCCGAAUGCAUCUGGCGAAUAAAGAGACAAGCUGGAGAUUUAGGAAUGGACGUAGUAUCAUGCGAUCUUGCGGAUGCAGAUAUUAAUCGACCUGCUCGAUGUCUUCUGUCUCCGGGAAGCCGCAGCUUCAGAACUCGGAGCGACGCUGAUUUGAUCGCCAAAUAUUUUUCGGGAAACGGUUACGCGGGUGGUCUGAGUUCGUUGUUGGGAUCCAUGAGUCCCCAAUCAAAAAAUGAUAAUUCUCCUGGAGAAUAUGUGAGUUCAAGUGUAACCGCAAGCGAAAGUGAUUCUAAUACGGUCGGUGCGCCACACCAGGAUUAUGUUGGAAAUUCUAUGCCGACGAACGCAUAUACUGUUUACAGCAUGCAACCGGCUGAAUCAAUCCUAGGUAUUUCACCGUACCCAUAUUUAGUUGGUGCACCUAGCAACUCCUAUGUCGACAACUAUAACACUAUGGUGGGAGCGCAGAAUCCACAAUUCAUAGAGCAUUCUGAAAGGAAUCGUCUAGAUUCACUUAUUGAAGAAGAUGGUAGUCAGAUCACCGGUAAAGUUGCUGCAGAGAGCGGUGACCUCGAUGACGGUGGUUUAAUGAAUGCUGAGGAGACGAAUCUUGGUGCAGCAAAAGACUCUAAUAUUCUAGAUGUAGCUGACAAUUUGGGUGAUAAAAAUGAGGAGGGAAUGGUCGUUGGCAGUGAACAAACAGAAUAACAGCAGAACGAUGCUCUCGAUUCUUUGAAUUUUAGUCCAGCAGAAAAACCAAAUAUCAAUGAAGCCGAGGAGCAUGUAGGUAUCAAACGAAAAAAUGCACGUUUGAACAAGAGAGUGAUUAGAUAAGAAGCAGGUGAAAAGUGCUUUCAAUCGUUUUGUUACGUAAUUAUAACAUUGAAUGUUAGUAAGGUUUUAUAUUGACAGAUAAUUGUACACUAGUAAAUAAACGAAUUCUUGCCUCCUUUAA
Messenger RNA from Athalia rosae (coleseed sawfly), 2608 nucleotides. RefSeq lists its product as uncharacterized. Lineage: Eukaryota; Metazoa; Arthropoda; Insecta; Hymenoptera; Athaliidae. The record is from RefSeq and is a predicted model, not a curated record. The coding region runs from base 1594 to 2361 and encodes 255 amino acids. The transcript has 4 exons.